Messenger RNA from Helianthus annuus (common sunflower), 3268 nucleotides. Its product is annotated as phospholipase D beta 1. Gene Ontology annotation, biological process: phosphatidylcholine metabolic process; phospholipid catabolic process. Lineage: Eukaryota; Viridiplantae; Streptophyta; Magnoliopsida; Asterales; Asteraceae. The transcript is spliced from 10 exons. Gene Ontology annotation, cellular component: plasma membrane. The record is from RefSeq and is a predicted model, not a curated record. Gene Ontology annotation, molecular function: calcium ion binding; D-type glycerophospholipase activity. Bases 394 to 3024 code for a protein of 876 amino acids.
UUUACCCUCUGCUAGAUGUUCGACAAUCCAAUGGAUCAGCGAAACCAAUAUGUCCUAAUAAUUUCAAUUGCUCGUUUAUACUGCUAAAAAUUCGGUAACUAAAUGUUUUGUGCGUUUAAUUCGCAUCCCAUUUUUGUUCCUCCAAUUUUUCUAACUUUCCGAUCAUCAACAUCUUCCAGAUUCAUCGAUUAAAGGUGUGUUCCGAUUUCGUUUUAUGUUUCUUGAAACAAUUUCCUAUCAGGGUUUCAUAGAUCGGUUGUAGAAUCUUGAAUUUAUUGACCCAUUAGAGGAAGCACCAUCAAUUUGGGGAUCCCAAUUUUUAGCCUCUGUGUAUAGAUAUAUGUGUAUGUAUAUAUCCAGAUAUAUCAGGGUUCUUGAUUACAUCAUUUGCUUAUGUCUGAGAAUGAAGCAUCUGCUACUGCACCCCCACCUGCACCCGCUGCAGUACGGACAUCACCGAUUGAAUGCUCGCACGGUUCAAACAAGCCUAACGAGUCGGCUAGCCAGCAACCUACUCCUACUCUUUCAAGAACCAGAGAAUAUCGUUCUCAAUGCGGGUCACAUGACCCAAACUCGCUGGUUGACUCACCCGAAACUCAGAUAUGCCCCAUGCUGUCUGGGUCGAAUAAGAAGUUAAAGGUUUAUUUACUACAUGGGAAUUUAAACAUUUGGGUCCACGAAGCGAAAGCCCUUCCGAACAUGGAUAUGUUCCCUAAUUUUUAUAGAGAUAAGAAUACUAGCGAUCCGUAUGUCUCCAUCGCUAUAACGAGUGCGGUGAUUGGAAAAACUUAUGUGGUUAAAAACAUUGAGAACCCUGUUUGGAAUCAACAGUUUAACGUGCAUGUCGCGCAUUAUGCUUCUGAAAUUCAUUUUCUAGUGAAAGAUAGUGAUAGAGUGGGAUCUCAAGUUAUAGGAGUUGUGGCAAUCUCAGUUGACCUUAUAUAUAAUGGAUCAAAAAUCGAUGGAUCUUUUCCGUUGUUGAAUCCAAAUGGGAAACCUUAUAAGACUGGAGCUAGUUUGGGACUCGCAAUGCAGUAUUUUCCUGUUGAAAAAUCGAGUUCGUAUAACAAUGGCGUUGGAGCGGGCCCUGACUUUGGGAUUCCCGGCACUUAUUUUCCGUUAAGAAAAGGUGGGAAAGUUACGUUGUAUCAAGACGCACAUGUACAUGAUAAUAGUCUUCCGAAUACUGAGCUUGAUGGUGAUAUGCGUUAUGUUCAUGGUACAUGUUGGAUUGACGUUUUUGAUGCAAUUAAGGAUGCGAGACAUCUUGUUUACAUCACGGGUUGGUCUGUGUGGCAUAAAGUGAAGUUGGUCCGUGAGACACAGGAUCCGCCAAAAGACACACUUGGAGAUCUUUUGAAAAAGAAAUCACAAGAAGGUGUUAAAGUUUUGCUUCUUGUUUGGGAUGAUCCUACUUCAAGGAAUAUCAUGGGCUACAAUGUGGAUGGAUUCAUGGCCACCCAUGAUGAAGAGACGAAGCGUUUCUUUAAGAAUUCUUUGGUGCAAGUGUUGCUUUGUCCUCGUAUGGCUGGGAAGAAACAUAGUUGGGUCAAGCAGAAGGAAGUUGGAUCUAUCUAUACACAUCACCAGAAAACUGUGAUUAUAGAUGCUGAUGCUGGAAACGGUAGAAGGAAAAUCGUAUCUUUUAUCGGAGGACUUGACUUAUGUAACGGUCGAUACGAUAAUCCCACGCACCCGAUUUUCAAAAGUCUAGAAACAUUACAUGCAGAUGACUUUCAUAAUCCUACUUUCACGGGGAAUCUUGCGGGUUGUCCACGAGAACCAUGGCACGACUUGCAUAGUAAAAUAGACGGACCAGCUGCAUAUGAUGUUUUGAAAAACUUUGAGGAACGGUGGUUAAAGGCAUCUAAAGUCAGCGGUAUAAAAAAACUAAAGGCGUUAUAUGAUGAAUCUUUACUAAAAAUCGACAACAUGCCAGAGUUUUUAACCGUAAAUGAUGAACCUUGCCUUAGUGACCAGGAUCCCGAAGGGUGGCAUGUACAGAUUUUUCGUUCGAUUGAUUCAAAUUCGGCUAAAGGCUUCCCUAAGGAUCCCAAGGAAGCUACAGCCAAGAAUUUGGCAUGUGGGAAGAAUGUGCUUAUUGACAUGAGCAUACAUUCUGCAUACGUGACCGCUAUUCGUGCUGCGCAGCAUUUCAUUUAUAUCGAGAACCAGUACUUUAUUGGAUCAUCUUUCAAUUGGAGUUCUUAUAGAGAAUUAGGUGCCAACAAUUUGAUUCCAAUGGAGAUUGCGCUAAAAAUCGCUAAUAAAAUCAGAGCACACGAAAGAUUUGCAGCGUAUAUCGUUAUCCCUAUGUGGCCCGAGGGUGUCCCCACAGGUUCUGCUACCCAAAGAAUUUUAUUUUGGCAGAACAAAACAAUGCAAAUGAUGUAUGAGACUAUCUACAAAGCUUUGUUGGAGGUUGGACUUGAGGAAGCACACUCACCACAAGAUUAUUUGAAUUUUUUCUGUCUUGGGAAUCGUGAAGACUCGGGCCUGAAGCAUGAUUAUUAUUUUGAUUAUUCUCCUGAGGCACUGACUCGUAAAAACCGGCGAUUCAUGAUUUAUGUACAUUCAAAAGGAAUGAUUGUUGAUGACGAAUAUGUGAUUAUAGGAUCUGCAAACAUUAAUCAACGGUCGAUGGAAGGAACUCGAGACACUGAGAUCGCAAUGGGAGCUUAUCAACCUCAAAACACGUGGGCAAGGAAAUUCAUGGAUCCACGCGGCCAGAUAUACGGAUAUCGAAUGUCUUUAUGGGCUGAGCAUCUUGGGACUAUUGAUGAGAAAUUCACCCACCCCGAGACACUUGAGUGUGUAAGAAAAGUUAGAUCUAUGGCAGAAGCAAACUGGACCCAGUUUGCUUCCAAUGAGACAUCAGAGAUGAGAGGUCAUCUCAUGAAGUAUCCAGUCCGGGUUGACCGGAUGGGUAGGGUUCGAUCUCUUGAGGGAUGUGAAGAAUUCCCGGAUGUAGGUGGUCAAAUUGUCGGGUCGUUUUCUGGGAUUCAAGAAAACUUGACUAUUUGAGUAGUCUUCUUUUACAAUUUUGAGUUUUUUUGAAAGCUCCUACCUCCUAUUGUCCUUACCUAGUAGCAAGAUGCCAUGGUUUAUUCGCGUUGGUCGUUUAAAGUUUAAAAUUAUUCUAUUUUAUUUUAUCGUACUAGGGAGCGAGGUGAGAUUGUAAAAGUGAUACCGAUCGAUCCAUAAAAUGUUGUAAAAUGUAAUCAAAUAAUUCCUAUUUCUGUCUAUAAUGCAAAUGAAUUUGUGCCAA